Messenger RNA from Sodiomyces alkalinus F11, 1225 nucleotides. RefSeq lists its product as hypothetical. The transcript has 2 exons. NCBI's taxonomy places the organism in Eukaryota, Fungi, Ascomycota, Sordariomycetes, Glomerellales, Plectosphaerellaceae. The record is from RefSeq and is a predicted model, not a curated record. The coding region runs from base 344 to 1144 and encodes 266 amino acids.
AUCUGGCAAUGCGGAAGAAGUGUCCGCAAAGGACAACGAGGCACUUUCCAGAGUCUGCACGCAAUGGAGCUGCCAUAUAUCAAUGGCGAGGGCGCAUGAAGUGCUCGGGCGUAAUGCCCCUGGACUCUCUCUUCCCCUUCCCCCUUAAACACAGCUUCUUUUUCCCUUUUUUUUCCAAUCCACUCUUCCUUCGUCUCUCGCCUCUUUCUCUCUUUUCCUCCUUUGGGUGAAGAGAAGAGCUUCUCGGUUGAAGAUCGGUAGGAUCCGUUGCCGUUCUCCUCACCACUCUUCACAUCUUGUUCUCGCAACCUUUUUCCACGACCCACCCGCACAACCAGCAGCCAUGAAGUACCAGGCGAUCGCCCUCCUCCUCUCUGCCCUGUCGGCCGCGCCGGCUGCGGCGCAGAUCGGCAACCCGCGCGCGCCCAACCCCAUGGACAAGGCCAAGGCGACGAUUGUGGAGGACUUUGCCUGGCGGGAUCCGUUCACAGCCAAGACGACGGACAGCUUCGACGCCGCGUGCGAGGUGACCGGGGUGUUCAACGCGGAGCAGUACACGCUGCAUCAGCUGUUCGACAAGCACCCGCUGGGCCUGUGGUCGUACUCGGAGGCGCUGAAGGAUUUCUUCUCGGAGCGGGAGUACCCGGGCGGCUUCUCGGGACUGGACCGCCACGGCUGGGACCGCAACGUGCUCCUCAUGCACUACGACGGCGUGCCGGUCCAGGUGCGGGAGUGGAUCGAGGAGCAGGACCGCACCGAGAGCAAGCACCAGGGCCUCUUUGCCACGUUCAAGAAGCCCAAGGACAAGCACACCAAGGUCGACGCGCGGUGGGUCGCUCCCAAGGACGGUGUGGUCGACCGCGAGGAGGACAAGGAUAAGGUCAUCCUCUUCGCGCCGGGGGCGUUGUACGAGAUCCUCCCCUUGUUUGUCGCCGAGUCGAGCGACUGCAAAGACGCGCUCCUGGAUCUUAGCAAGUACUCCCCCGAACCCAAGGACGGAGCCGUCGUCGCCUGGCCCAUCAACCACACCCGGCCUAGCGUCAGGGAGAAGCGGAGGCAGAUUGAGAUCACCAUCAAGGCUCAGGUCCUGAAGCAGAAGGAGGGCGGCGCUGAGGCGGCCGACGAGGGCAAGGACGAGCUGUAAAUUUGAUGUAACGGAGCGAGAGUAUUCAAACGAGAAACAAGACGUCAAGAAAAAAAUUAGGAGUUUUGGGAUGGGGCAUUC